AUGAAGGUUCCCGUGGCUGGGAUGGGCCGCGGCCCGUUGUGCUGCUGUUGUAUGGCGAACAACGUGCGGCACAUGGUUUUGGUGCUGACAUCGGUCUGUAUAUCGGUUCUAUUCACAAAUCUUAUUCUAUUCAAUCUAACUGCCGUACUUGACCCCGAAUUGUCAACAGAAUUGCGGCCCGUACCAUCACUGGACAGUUUACAUGAGUAUACCAUCUGGCACGGUGAGUUUCGCCUUUUUCGAAUCCGGUUUACCUUCUCUCUUCACUUUUUUCUGAAAGUUUAUGAGCCUAUACUCAUUGAAAUCGACCAUAAACUGCCUUUUUCAGAUCGACGGAAGCGAUCAAUCAAUGAAACAGAUGACCCCAAAUUGUCUUUCUCAGUGCAUGCACCCAUUUGGGUGAUUUUUGUGAAAUUUUCUCUAAAUUUUGAGUGUUGUUCAGGAUUUCUGGCGUUGUUUCCUCUUCGUCUACUGAUCGGUGUCAGCUUUGCUCCUGCGCUUCCUGUAGCCGGAGCGAUUUGUGCCAGUUGGGGAUGUCUGAACGAGCAACUGCUAUUCAUUGGGACCGUGUUUGCCUUCAUUCAUGUAAGUUCAAACGCGAGGCCUUCGAUGUUGAUUAUUUGGCCUUCCCGAAUCCAGUCUAAACUGGGAAAAUUAUUUAGAAAAAAUAAAAACAAUGUUUCCCUUCUUUUCAGAUUUGCGAUAUUCCAUCGUGAUCGACCUCAACACCAUCCUUGGGUAAACGGAUUGGAAUUGAAUCGAAUCGUUGCAGGAAAAGUACAGGAGUUAAAGAGUAAUCGGGCUCAGGAUGGUGCCUGCCCAACGCUUAUGCGUUCGUUGGCUGCAUGGUCGUUGUGGAUCGCAGCGUUCAGCUUGUUCUUCGCCAUUGCAGUGGUCGUCACGUACAUGCCGUCGACGCUCUCCUGCCAGGAGAUAUUCAUGGUCGACUAUCUUGGAGGCUAUUCGGUUCUGCCUUUCAUCUUGAUUGUAAGUUUUAGCGUGAGUACGAUCGACCUGUCCUCCUCCGCCUUUUAUGGCAUUGUACCUACCGUGUACUUCCUGAUGUUACUUCUGGCACCUCUCGGCUUGUGCGUUAGUGGUUUACUACGCAGUCUAUGCCUAGUAGGACGAGUCUACACACAACAUAUCACUGCCUUCAUAGCGGUCAGCUUUGCCGUUGCCUUCAUCACCGCACCGUUGCUUAUUUUCGCCAUUCUCCGAACAAACUCGCUUGCGGAAUGGUCGAGGGUGUUCAUGUUGUCAGCUGCGGUGAUCGCCAUCUCUUCAGUUGUGUUCGCCAUUUUUGGCCGAGGACGUGCUUCAAAUUGGGCAGCUGCAUCGUGGGAUCCGUUGAUGUCGACGAAGAUGAGGAAUCUGCAACCGAUUGAUUUCAGUCAGGAUGAAUGCGGUCUGUACGAGUUGCGUCUGAUCGAUCCGAAUAAAAAAUAG
Molecule: messenger RNA, 1449 nt
Organism: Haemonchus placei
Lineage: Eukaryota; Metazoa; Nematoda; Chromadorea; Rhabditida; Trichostrongylidae
Source: the annotation of a GenBank genome assembly